UUCGGUUUCGGCUGUCAAAACGGCUAGUCUGCGGGGAAUAAGCUUCCUAAAGUCCGUCCCGUCCCUUGUGAAGGACGCCUGAAAGCGUGGGGCGCGAGUUCCCGACCGAGCCUCGGUUACGUCUUGGUGACGCAGUGACGUGCUUGUCUUUUUCUCCUUUACAAACAACGUUUUUGGCCAUUGCGUACUGAAUUCCAUCAAAGCACGAACAAUUAAUUCAUCGCGAGGCUAUUGUUCAGUGAGAGAAGCACUGGCGACGAGACUACACACGACAGCAGAUUGCAACAUCACGACUCAACACGCCGCAUCCGUCUGACAGCAGACACACAAAUAUACACAUAAUCCGAGUAGCAGCAAUGCCUGAAAAGACAGCCUGGGACGAGCGAACGACGCUGCUGCGUCCGCCACCCAACGAUGAGAGCAAGGCGCCUAUUGAGAAUGUGCUCGAGGUGACGGAGCUGGGCGUGCUAGGACCCGACAUCUUCACAAACACCAGACGACAGUGGCUCCCCCCCGGCGCCCGCGGCAUCUACGGCGGCGCGGUCAUCGCGCAAUGCCUCGCCUCUGCGCAAAAGACAGUCCCCGACGACUACCUCGUGCACUCAUGCCACUGCUACUUCCUCCUCGCGGGCUCCGACACCAUCCCGAUCCUCUUCCACGUCGAGCGCGUGCGCGACGGCCGCUCCUUUGCGACACGCACCGUCCAGGCCAAGCAAAAGGGCCGCUGCAUCUUCACCACAACCGUCAGCUUCGUGCGCGAAGGCAGCGCCGGCAAGGGCCAAGUGCACCACGCCGCACCCCUCCCCGACGGCAUCAAACCCCCACCAGUCGACUGGGACGGCGAGCCCGACUGGGCGCGCUACGGCCCGCUGCAGAGCCACCGCAUGGAGGUGACGCGGCUGCACGACAAGACGGCGCGCCCCGACGAGCGCAAGGCACGCCAAUGGAUCCGCGCGCGGGGCAAGAUGUCCCCUGGAGCUGGCCACCAGGCGCAUCUGGAGGCGCUGGCGUACAUGUCGGACAGCUAUUUCAUCGGUACGGUGUCGCGCGUGCAUAAGCUCUGGCGGUUCCCGUUCCAGCCGGAGGACGUGGACGGGCUGCCGGAGGAGACCCGCAAGCAUGUGAUGGAGUUGACGGAGUUUGAGGGCAUGGGGUCGUCGCUGGACGAGUGGAAGGGCAGGCCGCAGGUGGGCAUGAUUGUCAGUCUGGAUCACAGCAUCUACUUCCAUGAGCCGCGGCGCGUCAAGGCCGAUGAGUGGAUGUUUGUGGAGAUGCAGAGCCCGUGGUCGGGUGAUGGUCGAGGCUUUGUCUUGCAGAAGGUGUAUGCGUCGGAUGGCACGCUGCUGGCGAGUUGUGUGCAGGAGGGUGUGUUGAGAUUGGCCAAGAAUGGCGAGGAGAAGGGUGGUAAGCUGUAAGACGUAGAUAUGCGGGUUUGUUUCUUGCUGUGUAUAAACUGAGUUAUGGUAUGACUUUCACGUUUUAUAAUAACAAAACAUGGUUCUCUUUUGU
Messenger RNA from [Torrubiella] hemipterigena, 1509 nucleotides. The record is from the annotation of a GenBank genome assembly. NCBI's taxonomy places the organism in Eukaryota, Fungi, Ascomycota, Sordariomycetes, Hypocreales, Clavicipitaceae.